This is a messenger RNA of Stegastes partitus (bicolor damselfish), 2303 nucleotides long. It is a transcript of the gene pgrmc2, whose product is annotated as progesterone receptor membrane component 2. The coding region runs from base 171 to 767 and encodes 198 amino acids. The record is from RefSeq and is a predicted model, not a curated record. NCBI's taxonomy places the organism in Eukaryota, Metazoa, Chordata, Actinopteri, Pomacentridae. Gene Ontology annotation, cellular component: endomembrane system; membrane; endoplasmic reticulum. The transcript is spliced from 3 exons.
UUUUAUGUAUUUUUCAAUUUAUUUAGCAUUUAAAAAGUCUGUUAUGAGAGUUCAUCCUCUUGGCUCGGCUGAUGAUCCGGCAGCGCCAACAGUCAACCGGUGGCUCCGCGGUUGCCGACGGGCCGUGAACGCAGCAGCAUCCAGGGGCGGGUAGGCGCUAACCGAGCAGUAUGGCGGACGAUGGAGACAGUUCGAGCGGACCAGUUGACACAAGCGGCGGGCAGGGGGCAGCGGAGGAGUCGGACGGGCUCGGCCUCGGCGCGAUGUUGCUGAAUAUCAGUAUUCUGAUGGUGGUGGUGGCCGUCUGUCUGGCGGUGUACCGGCGGUGGGGCAGGCGGCUCGGCUCCGACGCGGCCCAGGGCGACGAGGCCUCGGCGCUUCCCAAGAUGAGGAGACGGGACUUCACUCUGGAGCAGCUGCGGGAGUACGACGGGCUGGAGAACCCCCGCAUCCUCAUGGCCGUCAACAUGAAAGUUUUCGACGUGACCAGCGGCAAAAAGUUUUACGGUAAAGACGGUCCUUACGGCAUCUUCGCGGGCCGGGACGCCUCCAGAGGUUUGGCCACCUUCUGCCUGGAGAAAGACGCCCUGAGGGACGAGUACGACGACCUGUCGGACCUCAACGCUGUGCAGAUGGAGAGCGUCCGGGAGUGGGAGAUGCAGUUCAUGGAAAAAUACGAUUACGUCGGGAGGUUGCUGAAGCCCGGAGACGAGCCGUCGGAGUACACAGACGAGGAGGACAUCAAGGACCACCUGAAGCACGACUGAGCGGUUCCAUCUUCACCGACCAAAGCCAGGAGCCCCAAACAGCUGCGACGGACCUCCUCCUCCUGCCCCAACCGACCCACCUGCCGCCCCCCCUCCCUUUACCUGCCCCAACUCCCACCUUCCUCCCUCCCCCCCCUUCAUCAUCCCACCGACGACGACAAAGACGGCGAGGAGCUUCUUUCAACAACAAAAACAAAACAACAACAACAAAACAACCCCACGGCGUGCGGGGCGGCGGUCGAGGGCUCGUGCCAUUUAAAAAUAUUUGAAGUCCGGGCGGGGGAGGGGAAAGCGUGGUCGCCGCAGAGUCGCCGCUGGGUGGUCGGAGGCAGUCGGAGAAACAUUGGUCUGAGAGGAUCAGCGGGAUCGGGACGGGGAGGCAGAUCUUUCUUUGUUUUUUUUUAUUACUAUCUUCGGUUUGGUCACAUCGAACUGCUUCAGCUUCGGACAGCUUAUCAGUCAAUCAUUUCUGUUUCUUGUUCAAAUCAUUCUCCAAACACACCCCCCCAGCAACCUUGUGCAGAGGGCAGCCUGAACCAAAGGCCACCAGGCAGGCGGGGCAUCUUCCUGUUGUGUUCGUAGUGUAUGCACUACUAGUUCUCUUCGUUUGUCACCAUGUGAUUGUAUUUGUUGAGUAGCAUAGCGGGCGUUUUGGGCGGGCGGGGAGUUUGUUUCGUUUCUUUUGAUUUUUUUUUUUUUUUUGAACGGGUGGGUCAGAGGUCCUCGCCACAUGAAUUUUUUGAAUCACAUCAGACGGACUGAAUCACUGAUCGGGAAUACAAAGGGAAAGGUGAUAAAAGGCAGUCCUAAUCAAUCGACUUCAAUUGUUUACAUGCCUCACAAGCCAGCUGCAAGUCUGUAGAUUCCCCUGAAAAAUGGUCCAAGUAUUAAUUGUGCCUUAUUUUGUUCGUUGCAUCAGUCCUGAACCGGUCUAACAAAGGAGGAGGAGGAGGCGAGCGGAGGGACGUCGGUUUGUUCUCCUCGACUUUAAAAAAAGAAAAGAAAAGAAAAGAAGGCAUACGUUGUGUCAGUCGUCCACGCACAGACUGUAAGAUCCCCCCACUUCACAAACUCUGUACAUAGACCGUAUGAAUUACUCAGUGUUACUGCCAUAUUUAUGUAGUUGAUGAACUCCAUAUAUGCUAUGUCGUAUUGGCCAAAACCCCCAUUGUUUGUGUUUUUGUUUUUCUUUUCCUUUCAGUUCUCUUUUUAAAUGUGGGUGAAUUUCCAAAAAAAUAAAAAUAAACUAGAGCAAAGUGCUGCAGGGCGGGACCGGGAGCUGUUCUUGCGGAAUCUUUUUUUUUGUUUGUUUUGUUUGUUUGUUUGUUUGUUUGUUUUGUUUUUUUCGGAGACGUUGCUUAUCCUGUAAAUAUAUCUAUCAUUUUAUUAAAGCAUGUGCAACAACGACGUGAGCUGAUGCUGAAUCUCCCACCACAUCGUGUAUUUAAAUGUUGGGUGUGUGUGUGCGUGUCUGCGUGGCCGAGGCAGGGAAGGGAUUUGUUCAUGCAUAAUAAAUCGAUUUGGUUAAUAAUUGAA